ACAUUAUUAGAAUCGUUAAUUGCCCAUGAAAACUUAACUUUUAAUAAGAUUUCGUAAAAAAUUGAACAUUUAUAUUUUAUUAGAUACAUCCUUGCUAAUUGUCAUUCUAGGAACCAGCACACAAUGAUAUCAUUAUAACUAAUCAGUUAAAGAGGAAUAAUAUAUACACGGAUCAGAUGGGAAUAUGAAAUGUCUAACAGAAUCAGAAAUUGCUGGACUAGUGUCAGGAACAAUAUUAGGAACCAGUUUUAUAACAGCCCUUCUACUUUCUAUUAUAUUAAUCAAGAAGAAAAAACCUAAUUAUACUUUUAAUUCAAGAAUACAUGAUAGAUUUAAUUCAGAUGAUAUAAAGCACAAAGAAACUUAUGUAAACCAUCGGUAUUUAAAUGAUUUGGAGCAAAAUGUUUUCGUCGAUGUCCCACUCGAUGAUAACGAUCCAAGUCAAUUAGCCAAAACUUACAAAAAUUAUGGAGAAGAAAAUUACAAACCGGAAAAUAAGAAAAACAGCAUAAAUACAAGUAAAUUAAAAAGAUUCUCUAAGCCUUCCAUAUCUUUUACUAACGCCUCCAAAAAAUUUUGGUAUAACGACGAAAAAUAUAAACCGAAUUCUAGGAUAAUAAAAGUUCCGUUAAAGAGUCAAGAUGUUACUGGAUUGGGAUUUAACAUAUGCGGCAACGUUAAUGAUGGGAUAUUUAUCAAAGAUAUUUUAAAUCGGGGGCCAGCCAAAGAAGCAGGAAAACUUAAAACUGGAGAUCGUAUUCUAUCAUUAACAAUAUCCUUUAAUAAAAUGAUGUAUGAAGACGCUUUAACAAUACUUAGUUAUGGCUCUCCCUAUGAAAUAGUAUUAGAGCUAUUGAGAGAAAGGCCCCCAUCUGUUAUAACGCAAGAUUCCUCAAAAUCUUAUUCUGCGUGUUUUAACGAUGCUAGAACAGAAGAUGACCAUUGUGAAGUAUAUCAAAAUGGAUUUAAUAAUAACGAUAGCAUUUGGAGUAAUAAGACGGAGAAAGGUAUUUCUAAAGAGGCUCGACGUAAACAAAAAAUGGAUAUGAUAAUAUUAAACACUUUAUACAGAAGUGAUUCUCUAGAAGAUUUGAGCAAUAUAACCGAAACAAAGGACUCACAAAUUACCCCCUUCAAUUUACAAAUCAACGACAAAUCGAUCAAAUCCGAAAAGCAAGCAUUCAUAAAAAAUAAUAUCUAUCCCUACUACGUUAAGAAUGUUAAAAAAUGGUUGAAUAUUAAUAAUAACAAAAACACUGGCGCAAAGCAGGAAACUGGACAAAGACAAAAGAUAGAGUUAAGAGUGAACAAUGCUAUUGAUAAUUCAAAUAUCAGCGGUAUUUCAGACUAUAAAAAUAUAUCAACUGUAUCACUCAACGAUUAUUUGUUGACUAGAGAUAAUGAUGAUCACAAAAUUUUGCAAACUAACGAGAGUAACUUAGGAGUUAAUGAUUUAGAAAAAAUAGAAUCAAGUCCAAAUCUAUAUCAUGAAACCAAAAAUAUUAACAAAGACUUAAUGCACGAUGAUGUUGACAUAGAUAACGCCAUCAAACUUUACGGCAAAAACAGAAAGGAUAAAAGAAAUUCGGUGACUCAUUUAUUGGAAGACAAAUAUAGAAGAGCCAAACUGAACAUCAAGAAAAAGUUAAGCAGUACUUCUGAUUUAGCUAAAUUCGACGCUAAAAUUAAUUCUGAUGCAGCGAAUUUUCCUACAAGUUACGUUGCUUUACAUCAGCCAAAGUUAGUGAGGAACAAUCGCAGUUUGGAGGAUAUAUAUCAAUUCUACAUAAACAAGCUCCUUAAAUCCCUCAAAUCAGAUCUAAACAAUAAAGGAAAUCUACAAAGGUCAAUUUCUCUUUCAACAAAAUCUUCGCCCUUAAAAGUUAAAGAGAAUAAAAUACAUAGAAAUUCCAAUAUUUUGGAUUAUUUAAUGAAUGACAAAGAUUUCACCGAUAUGGAAACAAGAUUUCCCAAAUGCACCUUUUACAAAGUAAACUAUGAUUCAAAUAAUAUUUCAAACGAUAAUUCGAAGAAAUUAACGAUUAAGGAAGGUAGCGAUGUAAUUGGCGAGUUGUCAAUCCAAAUUAAUGAUUCCGUAAAUGUGAUAAAUGAUAAAAAAACUAAACCUCAUGUUGCAUUUAAAGAAUUUCUUAACCGAAAAAAUGAUUCUGUUACCCCUAAAAAUAACGCUCCUUCAAACUAUGAAAACCCGGGAAUCAAUGAUUACGAUAUAGAAUUUCCAAACAAUCAUGUAAAUGGAUUUCAUGUGGGUAGUUUCCCAAGAGAAAUGGCCAAAAAUAGAACUCAUCAGAAGAAUUUAUACAAAUCAGAUGAGCAGAUAUAUAGAGCUGAUUCGGAAUAUAAAGAAUGUACGCCUACUCUUAGUGCACGUAAAGAUUUAGAUUCUUCCCACCAUCAUGAAAAAUUAUUUGUUGCACAGAACACAUUUCUGGAGGAAAAUGAAAAUAACUCAUCAAGAACUUCGAUGAAAACUAAACCAUCAGCAGAUAUAAUUAGUAAUAGAUUAGCCCGUGUCAAUCCGGAUUUUAAUAGUACAAAUAUUAAAAAUAAUUUUGAAGAAAAUGAUGACCCAAUAUUAAUUGAGAUUUCUAAAGAAAAUAAAAAUUUUAUCAAAGAAUCAAAUGCUAGCAUAAAAAUUACAAAUGGCUCAAACGAAUCUACACCUCUUAAAGUUAUCGAUAAUAAUAUUAGAACCAUGUUUAGCCCUCAUUACACAGAACCGGAAAAUUUAAUCAUGGAUGGAAGUUCACAAGAAAGCGAUCAACCUAUGAAAAAAUAUUUUCCAGAUUCUAACAAACCUUCUUACGAUGCCAAAUAUGUUUUCGAUGACUAUUUAGAGAAUAUUUGUAAAAUCAAAAUUAGCAAUAGUCGAUCCGAUUUACAAAUUCCCAUAUACCAAGCCGGAUCAAAUAAUUUUGAAAUUAAAAGUGCUGAUUAUUUUUGUGAUUACACCGGAAAAGUGUAUCCUUCACUAUCAGAAAAUGAUGAAUCAUAUGUGAAUAAAUUAUUCUACGAUGCUUCCAAAAAGACAGAACCAACAUACAGCGAAUAUUUAUACUGCACCACGGAUGAAGCAGGUAAUGGGAAUAAUGUAAAUUCGAAAAUACUAUAUGAUGUCCCCAAUAUUGAAAAUAGAGGUAGCAUGCAUAUUUUCGAAAUAUCUAAAGCUAAUUAUAGAUCACCGGGAGAAUAUGGGUUAAUAGUGACUGUUCCAAAUAUGUCGGCAACCUAUCAUGACCAGUUAUUAAGAAUAAAUAAACGUAUAGGCAGUAGUAAUGAUAGAGAUCAUAAUUCAUCCAUAUAUUAUUCGUCGAACAAAUCGUAUCCAUCCGAAGCCCUGUACGAACAUUCUUCGAGAGAUUUGAUGACUUCUUACCAAAAUAAGCACAAAUCCGCUAUCCUAAAAAAUUAUUUAAACAAUGCCAAAAAUGAUAUACCCAGCAAAUUUCUCGACGAUUAUUCGCCCAAAAAUAGGGAUGUCUACGAUUUCAAUCACCAAUGUCGCAUAGCAGACAUAAAGCCUACUCAAACUUAUUACAUGGGAACAAAAUACGAUGUUAGACACAGAGACAAAUAUCCUUCAUACGAAAUUCCGGUUUACUGCAAAAUUAUUGAUUUUAAAAAUCACAUCAUCGAUUCUAAUCUGCACAGGGGGAGACCUUCUUUAGGGGAUCAAAAAACGAGAAAAAAUAGUAAGGUCAAGUUAUUUAAGCGAGUUAGCAAAUAUUCUCACGAUAGUUUGCAGAGAAAAGAGCUCAAACGGGUAGGCAUCGGUAAGGCUAGACCAGCGGAAAACUUUCAGAAAUUUCCGUCCCUCAAAAUAAAAUAUGAUCCUACUAAUAGCAUAAGAAAUUCUAAAUAUAAAAAAAUCAGGAGGAUAGACAACAUCUAUUUUAAACAUUAUAAUAGAUUUACUGAUGAGCGUUACCCUAUAUAUUCUGAUAUAAUUGAUUUCCCACAUUAUGAUGAUUUUCGUUCCUUGGAUAUCAAUAGGAAUGAUCAAAAUGCCUAUUUUGGCUAUAGAAUAAAUACACCAAACACAAACAUAACCAAAUAUCACAUUGAUAAUUAUACGCGUUAA
Molecule: messenger RNA, 4102 nt
Organism: Gordionus sp. m RMFG-2023
Lineage: Eukaryota; Metazoa; Nematomorpha; Gordioida; Chordodea; Parachordodidae
Product: GRIP and coiled-coil domain-containing protein-like
Exons: 8
Coding region: 185-4102 (1305 amino acids)
Biological process (GO): regulation of RNA splicing
Cellular component (GO): nucleus; cytoplasm
Molecular function (GO): protein binding
Source: RefSeq, a predicted model, not a curated record